AUGGACAUCCAGCCUCGCUGCGAGAAUGUGCUAUUCACAGCACCAUCUCUUCCGGCAAAUCUCUUUGAUCAAGCAACAACAUUACAAGCCAAUACUGUUGGAGUGACAACGAAGCGCCCGGUGUCAGUCUUCAUCAAGCCCAACCGCAAUGCCCGCCUGGGCGCUGCAGCGGCCGCCGCCCGCGCAGCAUGCGACGACAACGAGGACAUGUCAUCGGACGCUGAGCUGGCAGACUCCAUGCUGAGCCCCAAAUGCACUUCAGAUGCCGCCAAUGCCAACCGGGUGAUCAACAGCUUGCUGGGGACUAUGCCCGCCCUGCCGGGAUCCCCAACACUCGAAAGCUCCGACGUGCCGGCCGCUGUACGGCUCAUCAAACUGACAUCUGCGCUAAGCAUCUUCCAAAGGGAUCGGGGCUCAUCACUAGGCACCACCGAGGGUGGCGAUUACAGCUCAAACCCGGGCGAGAGCAGCCCGCGAAUGAGGCCCACCAAGUGCCACUCCGAACGCGGUGGCAGCUCCAGUAUCGGCAGCGGGGCAACGGCCAUGGAUGGCCCAUCGACUCAAGCCGCCAUCGCCGCGCGCAGGAGGCGUGCACUAGCGCGCAAAUCGGUUGACGCUGCGGCGGGUGCAGUGAUGCUGUCCACGCGGCAAGCUUCAGAACUGUCACUGGGGCCAGGGACGACUGCAGCGGCUUUGGCAGCGGACAACCAAGCGAAGGAGGAGGAUGCGGAGGAAGGAGUCUCGGCCGGAUCGCUGUCUGCGGCCAUCAAUGCUGCAGCUGCAGCUGCUGCCGAUCGAGCUAGAGCGGGUGCUCAAUCUAUGGCGACUGCAGCUGUGGCUUCCAUUACCGCAUCGAGCUCUGUCGCCAGGCAGUGUUCAUGGCAUCAUAAUUCCAUUGAGCCUUCCCGCAGCACUAGAACACCUCCCUCCCCAGUUUCACCCCUUCAGAAUCCAAUAAAAUCAAAUCUGUUCGGACACAAGUCGGCGCGCGAGUGGCUGCAGGCCCGUGGUAGCGCUCCCGGCUCGACGGAAAAGGAGGAGGGCUUCGGUGCGCUGCGGCAGCAAGAGCCGGAGGGAAAGACGCGACCCCGGUGGUUAGAGAGACUCCUGCGGGCCUUCCACGCAGAGAGAGUGUACCGUGCUGGGAAGGUUGCCAGCGGCGGCAGCAGCUGCGGCCACGACUGCUCCAGAUAUAGCCUCGAGGACGAUGGCCGGGCUGAUGGCCGCUACGAGGACGGCUCCUACGGCGACCAGCUCAGUCCGGGCAGCAGCGGCGGAAAACUUUCUAAAGACGAGGAGCUGGCCAGUGGCAUUACCGGUGACCGACCUAGCAGAGGCAAAGGCGGCGGAGCCGGUACUGUGAAGGUCGAUGAUGAUGAUACGGGCAGGGCGCACAGCGCUAUCUUGCGCAGCCCUGUUGACCAGCUCAUGGCCGCCACCCGUCUCCUCAGCAGCCGCGGGCGUCGUUCACGCUCGGGCAGUGACCAGCGGCCGCCGUCCGUCAUGACCUCGCGCGAUAGCACCACUGUCCACCGGGCGCGCUUGGCGCAACAGGUCCGCCUGCAGCACGCAGCCGUUGCCCCCUCCACGGCACCAAUUACUUACCAGCAAGUGGGCAUUGGGCCGCGGAAUUCAUUCGGCGAUGAGUCUGUACCAUCGGAAGAGGCCAGCAACACCAUCCGUGCCGUAACUGCGAAGGGUGCAGCUGGCAGCGCCUCCGUUAUCGGCGUCUCCGUGACAGCGUUCGCGCAUGCUGCCGCCGCCAGCAAGGGCGUCGCCAGAAGGCCAUUGGCGACUGCAACAACGCCGAUAACAGCGGCGGCUUUCAACUUUGUUAGAUCCAUAGAUGUACGACUACCGCAAGCGCAGCUAUGCACGCCUACCGACGCGACGGAGAUGCAUUCUAACGGCCGCCGUGGUGCGUUGCCCAGACCGAGGCUGCGUCAACUGAGUGCACCUGGGGGACCGGAGCCGAAGUUCACUUCACUCAGCCAGCUAGAGACCCGCAGCGUUGACGGGGCCACCACUGCCGACUGUGGCGACAGCGACGUCCUGGAUGGCUUUACUGAGGGCGACGAGGGCGACGACCCGAGCCCUCGAGUGGCCCUUAGGGCCGCAGGGAUGAUUUUCCCACGCUAA
Messenger RNA from Volvox carteri f. nagariensis, 2139 nucleotides. RefSeq lists its product as uncharacterized. NCBI's taxonomy places the organism in Eukaryota, Viridiplantae, Chlorophyta, Chlorophyceae, Chlamydomonadales, Volvocaceae. The record is from RefSeq and is a predicted model, not a curated record. The coding region runs from base 1 to 2139 and encodes 712 amino acids. The transcript has 2 exons.